CCUUAAAAACUAACAUACUCCCCCCCCACACACACACAAACCAGCAGGACUAAAUGGAAGAUUCAGAAGACAAUGAAAUUAGGGCACACUUUCCAGUUUCCUUCGGAAAAAAACCCAAAUCAAAAACCUCCAUCGAAUCACUUCACAACGCCACGCGCCGCCCAUCCACCACCUCAUCAUCCCCUUUUCCUUCCCUUUCAUCAUCCUCAAAAUCAUGGCUCAAUUCCCUCAAUAAAAACCCUAAACAAAACACAACCAAUGACCAUAACAAUGAUGAUGACGUAGCAAUUGGCCCGCCCCGCCCUCCGCCGAUAUCGAAUUCGGCUGAUGGAGAAGCUAAUGAUGAUGAUGAUAAUGUUGUCAUUGGACCUCCGGUUAAUGAUAAUGGAAAUAAUAAUGAUGACGAUGAGGUGGUUAUCGGUCCGCCGCGGCCGCCGGUGAAUUCGGAUAGUGAUGAUGAGGAUGAAGAUGACGAUGAAUACGAAAAUCGGCAUAAAAUUCCCCUUAGUAAUGAGAUUGUUUUGAAAGGACACUCUAAGGUGGUUUCUGCUCUUGCUAUCGACCAUUCUGGAUCUAGGGUACUUUCUGGAAGUUAUGAUUACACAGUUCGUAUGUAUGAUUUUCAAGGGAUGAAUGCUCGUUUGGAAUCAUUUAGACAGAUUGAACCUUCUGAAGGACAUCAAGUUCGUAGCUUAAGCUGGAGUCCUACUGCAGAUCGAUUCUUGUGUGUUACUGGAUCUGCCCAAGCUAAGAUAUAUGACCGUGAUGGGUUGACGCUUGGAGAGUUUGUGAAAGGUGAUAUGUAUAUACGUGAUCUGAAGAAUACGAAAGGCCACAUAACUGGAUUGACAUGUGGAGAAUGGCAUCCAAAGACAAAAGAGACCGUUUUAACAUCAUCAGAGGAUGGUUCAUUGCGCAUAUGGGAUGUCAAUGAUUUCAAUUCUCAAAAGCAGGUCAUUAAACCGAAACUGGCAAGACCCGGAAGGACCCCUGUCACCACAUGUACUUGGGAUCGUGAAGGGAAGUCCAUUGCUGGUGGUAUUGGUGACGGGUCUAUACAGAUAUGGAGCAUUAAGCCUGGAUGGGGAAGUCGGCCCGACAUCUAUGUUGCCAAUGGUCAUUCAGAUGAAAUCAGUAGUCUUAAAUUUUCUAGUGAUGGACGAAUAUUACUCUCCAGAAGUUUUGAUGGCUCAUUAAAGGUGUGGGAUUUACGUCAAAUGAAGACAGCAUUAAAGUCAUUUGAGGACCUUCCGAAUCACUAUGCACAAACUAAUGUGGCUUUUAGUCCUGAUGAGCAGCUCUUCUUAACGGGUACAUCUGUGGAAAGGGAUAGCACGACUGGUGGGUUGCUAUGUUUAUUUGAUAGACAAAAACUCGAGCUUGUAUCAAAAGUGGGGAUAUCACCCACCUGUAGUGUUGUGCAGUGUGCCUGGCAUCCAAAAUUGAAUCAGAUUUUUGCAACCGCAGGGGAUAAACGCCAAGGAGGAACUCAUGUAUUAUACGAUCCUACACUCAGUGCCAGAGGUGCACUUGUCUGUGUUGCUCGUGCACCUAGGAAAAAGUCUGUUGAUGAUUUCCAGGCUGAACCCGUUAUCCACAACCCUCAUGCACUUCCAUUAUUUAGAGACCAGCCUAGUCGUAAGCGUCAGCGUGAGAAAAUCUUGAAAGAUCCACUUAAGUCUCAUAAGCCUGAAGCUCCAAUGAACGGACCAGGAUUUGGUGGGAGAGUAGGUGUAACUAAGGGAAGCUUGUUGACUCAAUAUCUUCUCAAGCAAGGUGGCAUGAUUAAAGAAACAUGGAUGGAUGAAGAUCCAAGAGAGGCUAUCUUAAAAUAUGCCGAUGUGGCUGAAAAAGAUCCAAAGUUCAUCGCUCCAGCUUAUGCAGAGACUCAACCGAAACAAAUUUUUGCAAAUUCUGAUUCCGAGGAUGAAGACAAGUGAUGACAAUUUGUCAUCUUGGUAUGAUAUUCGACGGUACUUUAGGCAAGCAUAAGAUCUUUGUACUUCUUUGACUUAUCUCCUAUAGAGAAUGAGGAUACAGCAAAAGAUGUUUGUGAUCGUGAGGCAUGACUAGAUUAUAAAAUAUCAACUGAAGAUCUUUGCAGUUCAUGCCUUUAUGGUGAAAAGUUUACCAGAAAGUGUACUCCAGGUGUCCAACACGCAUAUUGGUUUCAGUGCUCGGUCGAAUGGACCACAAAUGGUCACAUAUUAUAAAAUCUGUAACUUUCGUUAGACAUGAAGUGCGUAUAUGUAGCUUAGGAAUGAUGUUGAUACAGUUAGGUUAUAAUUUGUAUUGACUAUAUAACAUAUGACAUAUGUAAACCACAAACUUCAGUAUGAAAGAUUUCUUCCGAGACUUGAAUCAA
This is a messenger RNA of Erigeron canadensis, 2365 nucleotides long. RefSeq names its product WD repeat-containing protein 70. Gene Ontology annotation, cellular component: site of double-strand break; nucleus. The transcript has 8 exons. The coding region runs from base 54 to 1940 and encodes 628 amino acids. Gene Ontology annotation, biological process: regulation of DNA double-strand break processing. Gene Ontology annotation, molecular function: protein binding. Lineage: Eukaryota; Viridiplantae; Streptophyta; Magnoliopsida; Asterales; Asteraceae. The record is from RefSeq and is a predicted model, not a curated record.